AUGGCAGUGGGCGCUGGCCCUGCUGAGCGAGAUGCGGGAGGCGAAACUGGACCCAACGCAAUCAGCUACAAUGCUGGGAUCAGCGCGUGCGAGAAAGGCUGCCAGUGGCAACAUGCACUGUCGCUGCUCCACAGAAUGCGGAAGGCGAAUUUGAAGCCAGACGUCAUCAGCUACAGCGCUGGGGUCAGCGCGUGCGGAUCAGGCGGGCAGUGGCAGCAGGCUCUGUCGCUGCUUAGCGAGAUUUGGGAGGCGAAGUUGAAGCCAAACAUAAUAAGCUACAACGCUGGGAUCACCGCGUGUGAGAAAGGUGAGCAGUGGCAGCAGUCGCUGUCGCUGCUAAGCGAAAUGAGGGAAGCGCAGCUGGAGCCCAACACCAUCAGCUACAAUGCUGGGAUCAGCGCGUGCGAAAAAGGGAGGCAGUGGCAGCAGGCUUUGUCGCUGCUCCGCGAGAUGUGGGAG
This is a messenger RNA of Prorocentrum cordatum, 459 nucleotides long. NCBI's taxonomy places the organism in Eukaryota, Dinophyceae, Prorocentrales, Prorocentraceae. The record is from the annotation of a GenBank genome assembly.